This is a messenger RNA of Seriola aureovittata, 1329 nucleotides long. RefSeq names its product potential E3 ubiquitin-protein ligase ariadne-2-like. NCBI's taxonomy places the organism in Eukaryota, Metazoa, Chordata, Actinopteri, Carangiformes, Carangidae. Bases 78 to 866 code for a protein of 262 amino acids. The record is from RefSeq and is a predicted model, not a curated record. The transcript is spliced from 4 exons.
CACGUUUAGAUUUGACUCGCCUGCCACUGCUGAUUUCGCAGGAGAGCUCAAGACAGCGACAUUAGAUUGUCUCAAAUAUGUCAGCUAAGCAGGAGAAGUGUUAUGACCCUCGAGACUCGACACUUAGAUUUGUGGACAGAGAUGAUGAACUUGACAUUCUGUGUGAAGGUUUCAAGUCUCGCAGAGCUCUGAUGUCCUGUGGUCACGCUGUCACUCCAAUGUCUCUGACCAACUGGUGCCGCAGGUUACUGGAUGAGGGUAAAAGCAGAUUCACAUGUGGCCAAAGUGGUUGUGAUGUUGAGUGGCCUUACUCAGAGGUUCGUAAAAUGGCUCUUCUGACACCUGAAGAAAUGGAGUACUUUGAAAAAGCCUUGGCUUCCAAUGCUAUUAAGGAUUACUUUGAUGCCAAAUCAUGUCCUGGAUGCAGAUCUUCUGUGGUGAGAAAGGAAACCUCUAAUCUGCGCGUCCGCUGCGCCGUGUGCACAAAAAACAGAAGACGGGCCUAUGAGUUCUGCUGGCAGUGUUUGAAGGAGUGGAAGGGUCCGGCUCCACGCUCAGACCGCUGUGAAAAUGACGGCUGCUGCAACGAACCACUGAAAACACUGAAAAACUGUCCAGAUAUCAUCUUUGAGUCUGUGACAGGGGUCAGUGGCUGUCCCUCCAUCCGAGCCUGUCCCACCUGUGGCUCACUGGUGGAGCAUGACAGAACAAAAUGUAAAAAUGUUGUUUGCACCCAAUGUAGGAAGGAGUUUUGUUUUGUGUGCCUGAAGCUGUCAGUAGAGUGUUUGAAGACAAGUAGGCAUUUCAUACCAUGCUCCAGUGGUGUUGCCCCCAGACAGACCUCUAUACCUGUGUGGAAGAAGUAAUAAAGUAAACAGCACUAUGUAAGUGCUUCAGUUUCUUUUGAUGCAUUCUUUUUGAAGUAAUGCACCAGUGGUGUACUUUACAUUAUUCUCUGAUUUUAAAGAUCUGAAUCUUAUUUCUUCAUAGAAACAAACAGAAUGCAUUUGUAUUGUUAGUUAGAAAUUGAGCCAGAUGUGAUGGUCAUACCUGAAACCUGCCUGAAUUAUAAGGCUGAGAAUUGGAACAUAUGAUUAUGAAGCAUAUAUGAAUUCAUACAUUUGAAAUUAGGUAUAUAUCCUUUCAUAUCCACCACUGCAUUCUGUUAAUUGUCUGAUUGUGUAUUGCUUCUUUAAUGUAAGUGCAUUGUGAUUCCACCACCUUUUUGUUAUGUGUUUUCAGCUACUACUUUACUGCCUCUUUGUGCUGAGAAGGCAAUUUUGUCCUAAUAAGGCCUUGUCUUUCUGGUUGAAUUAAAGUUAAUGUACA